This is a messenger RNA of Colletotrichum abscissum, 318 nucleotides long. RefSeq lists its product as uncharacterized. The record is from RefSeq and is a predicted model, not a curated record. NCBI's taxonomy places the organism in Eukaryota, Fungi, Ascomycota, Sordariomycetes, Glomerellales, Glomerellaceae. The transcript has a single exon. The coding region runs from base 1 to 318 and encodes 105 amino acids.
AUGCCAUCUCUACCCCUAGAACCAGACGCCGCAACUGAGACGGUUGACUGGGCCCAGCGGUGUCGACUGAGAACCUGCCUCGGCGUUCUCUCUGGCGAGGUCUCUGCUUCAGCUGGGACUAAGCUGUCCUGUAGAUGUCCGAAUCCGCUGGUCUCGAGGGAUCUCAGCACGUUAGGGUGGGGAGUGUUCAUUGGGGAUGAUAGGAGGGAUCAGGAAAGGGGGUUUUUGGAUUGGGUCUUGGAGUGGUGGAGGGAUUUGAGAGAGGUGUUGGGAGAGGAUUGGAGGAGGGGAGGGAUUUGGGAUUCUGGAGUUUUGUGA